AGAUUUUUAACCCAGGAAAGGGCUGGCCCAUUGGGCACCAGUCAACGAAGACCAUCUCGAUCUCCUCGUAGCCAAAGAAGUCGCAGCGCAGAUGUAGACUGUUUGAAGAAAUACACGGAGAGACGUGUCGAGGAAAGAAGGCACACAGAGAUACCGGACACGAGCAAACUCGAUCCCUCCAGGUGGAUACCACUGCCGAAAAAUAUCACGCGGAUCCAACCGGCAUUAAAGAAGUCACCGCAGCCAUCGAGAGACGAAGAGAAACGACGUUCGAGCGAGGCUGAGGAAAUCGUAACGGAUGUCGGUAGAAAAACGAACGAGGGCACGCCAAAGAAAUUAUCUCCUACGAAGGAGGAAGAAUCGACGAAGGGCUCCGAAGGGCAGAAAAACGAUACGCCAAUCACGUACAGGCAGACGGCCGGCAGGAGUCAUAGCGCGGACGUCACCCAUAUAAAGAAAGAGAAACUGGUCGAGGAACGAAGGAAUACGGAAUGCAGCGACCCCAGAACGAUCGCGACGAGGUGGCUACCGCAAAUUAACACCUCAAGGUUCCGCUACGAUGCAUCUCCAUUCGCAAGGAUCAGCAACAGCUGCGAAAUCACGAAAAACGCCGCGACCAGAUGGAUGACGUUCGUCAAGAAUCCGUCUCCAUCCCCGAUACCGCGAAUGAACCCGGAAAGAAAGCCUUCCGCGGCGGAAGCGUGUCACGCGACUGACAACUCCCAGAUUAAAAAAUGUAAAACAGAAUCGCCCAAGUGGGAACCAUUGCGAAAAUUCGCGCCAAUGGCGUCCAAGUCUGACACGGAAAGUAGCCAAAAACAAGAUAAGACGGGGUCGAAUCGAGAGUUGUCAUCGUCGACGAAGUAUUCCCCGGAUGCCAACGAGCAAUCCAAAAGGCUCACUCAACGCAUGCGGGAUCUGUACGAUUUCAAAACGGAGAACGAGUGGCCGAAGAGGGCGACGAACGCUCGGCGUGGAAACACGUGGAUCAGUAAAAGUAGCAGCGAGGAGGAGAGGGCGAGUCUAUCGAUUCGUAGAAAUAGCCAGGAUUUAGAAUUCAACGAUAGGAUGAACAAGCUGAAAGACACGAGGGUUCAAUCGACGGAUCAUCAAAGACCUAAAUUAACGUCAAAGAAAGAGGAGCAUCGAGAGGGUAGCGAUACUUUCAACAGCGAAUACGAGGAACGUUUAAGAAAAUUCAACGACAAGCUUCGGUUCAGCGAGGAUCUUGGUACGGCCAAGCCAAAGAUCAAGGAGAGACGAACCUACUCCGACGACUACGACGAGAUAUCUCGUCGAGCCUCCACGCGAUCGACUCGUACAGAGGGUUCGAUAAAAUCGACGCGUACAGUAAGUUCGGUUCGGUCGACACGAUCGACGCGCACGGAAGACACGCGAGAAAGUGGAUCCCAGGGUGAGAAGAAGAGGUCUUCGGAUGCUGGCAGCAAAUCUAGGGGAAGCUAUGCCGAGGUGGCUCCUCUAACUCCCACGAAGAGAGAUUCUCGUGCGAGUGAUGCGAGUUACGCUAGCAUCGCCAAUUACUCCGGCAAACGAGCGAGCGUGGACUGUAAAAGCAACAGAAAAAUGGUGGAACUUCCGCCACGAAGGGCUUUCAGUCAAACGGAGGAGAGGCCAUCGACUCCUGUCCCACCGAUAGAGUGGAACGACGAUCGUUACGCGGCUGCUCGUCUCAAACAGAUAUCCGAACGCCAGAAGAGGGACAGUACGAGAUAUAAAGUGUACCUGACGUAAAUUUCCAGAAUUUCUUUUUCAUUCGUGAUGUAAAUGUGUUCAUAAAAUUCCAUCGAUCGUAACGAGGAUUUGACAUUCGAUUUUGGGGCUGGUAAGAAUUUAAUUGUGAAAGAGUCGAAGGUAGAUAGAAAAAAAAAAAUAAUACGUGCGUUUGGUGAAUUUUCAUGGAUCAUUUAUUUCGUUAGCCUGUGAUCGUUACCGAGGCAAUUAUUUUAAUCAAAUGUUACACGUAAUCGAAAGUUUAACGAGCACCCAAAAUCCUUCCCUUUUGUUCAGUGUCAAAUUUAAUAUGUGUGUUGUACGGAGAUGAUAUUUUAUAUAUAAAGGAUCAUUGUAUAAUUUGUAGCGACAUUGUUGAAUCAUUCGAUUAUGAUUACGAAAGGAAUGCAUGUAUCGCUAUCUCGUGCAAAGUUUGAACCGAAAUUUUCGAUAAAUAAUGUUUGAUCGAUUGAAAGGACGUACAAUUGAACAUAAAUUAUGAAAGUGUAGCUAAAAAAAUAUACCUAAUGUGCCGUACAUACAAAUCAUGUAAUACGAUUCAAUAACUAAUAAAAAUAUUCUUUAAGAAUGAUUAAUUACAAAGGAA
Messenger RNA from Apis cerana (Asiatic honeybee), 2338 nucleotides. Its product is annotated as serine/arginine repetitive matrix protein 2. NCBI's taxonomy places the organism in Eukaryota, Metazoa, Arthropoda, Insecta, Hymenoptera, Apidae. The record is from RefSeq and is a predicted model, not a curated record.